Molecule: messenger RNA, 2039 nt
Organism: Branchiostoma floridae (Florida lancelet)
Lineage: Eukaryota; Metazoa; Chordata; Leptocardii; Amphioxiformes; Branchiostomatidae
Product: coiled-coil domain-containing protein 33-like
Cellular component (GO): peroxisome
Source: RefSeq, a predicted model, not a curated record
ACAGGUCAGAGGUCACGUUGAGGUUGUGUACACGGUGCCAUGGUUGUGCAGGUAUGUUUGCGUGCGUGAUCGCCAAGAUUCUUGCGCCUUGAUUUGCUAAGACCGUGAUCUAAGGAUUGUUCCGACCCAAGACAAAGGCGUGGGGUGGUUCUGGAUCACGUAGAGCCGAGGUUGGAAGCCAGAACGGUCGCGGGAUAGGACUGAGCUGAACGACGUUCUCUCGCAAGAGCAUAGCACAGCUGAAAAGCAACGGUGCCACUCGAGUUCUAGUUUUGUGGACAGCUUGGUUUUUCAUGUUGUAGGUGAUCGGAGGACGAUCUAGAUAGUCCCAGAAGCUUAUUCCGUCCACCAGGAGGAUGUGAAGAAGAAAUAUUGUCUUCAGUGUUCGAGAUAGAAAAUGGCUUCCGGUGUUCCAUCAAUCCAGGACCGAACCCUGAACUUUGAUUUUGACAUCCUGAAUGCCCAAUUUAACCACAAUGGGCGCUACUUCCUGAAACUGUCGGUGAAAAACCCCAUGUUCGGUGUGGAUGGCAUCUCCGUGCGACUCAACGAUGCUGAACCCGGGCAGGAAAAGGACGAGGCAGAGGAAGAAACAGACAUUGUGGAGCAGACUGAUAUUGAUGCCCUGUCUACCUUCCAGAACCACAAGUUCACCUUCCUUCUUCCCAGAGGUUUCUGUAAGAACGAUGAACAGCAUGACGUCUUCCUACUCCUGGAGGCCUUCAGUCUUCCUGCAGACAGCAGCGCCGCGGGUCAUAAGGUCGGGGAGGCAAAAUUCGCUAUCUAUCCCCGCACCAACGCUCCGCGGAUCAACCUCAAGGCAAAACACAACGAGGACCUGUACAACUACAGUAGCAUCAUGACGCUGUUGCGGACACUAAGCACGGAGUCCAUAUCCAUGCACUGCGGACGUAUCAAGUAUCACGUGUCCUUCCACGACAACAGAGAUAAAGCUCCGCAGCCGCCACGACAGCCGACCCCGCCCGUGCGGCAGCCACAGCCAAGAACACCAAGCCCCCCGCCACAACCGCGGAGGGUGAGAACGCCGACCCCCUCCCCCCCACCUCCUCGAGAACCAACACCCCCUCCCCGCGAGCCCACACCCCCUCGGAGAGAAGAACCUCCCUCUCGACUGGAUUUUCAUGUGGAGUCACCUCUGCCUACAGAUGGCCCAGCUAGGAGGACCACAGACUCUGCCCUGGGUGACUGGCAGCAGCCUGGGAUGUAUGACUCAGGGUUUGCACAUGUGGCAGUCCCAGGGAAGACUGAACUCUACGUGAUCCUGCACGGGGCCAGGAACCUGCCAGCCCUGCAGGAUGGACGCCAGCCCCUUCCUUUUGUUGCAGCGAAAACUCGUAGCGAUGAGCAGGGGAAUCGCCCUGCGCAGGGUACGACACGGACACCGAUGCAGGCGACACAUCUUCCCUGGUGGGAGGAGGGCAUCAAUGUGGUCAUGCCGGAGACAGGGGCUCAGGACGAUGCCCUGCUGUUGACAGUAGCAGACAGCCCGAGUAAACAGGUGCUGGUUCAGUAUGAGUUACCUGUUCACCAUCUCAAGCCUUUCCAUCAAUACCAUCUAGAACUGGUCAAGCAUAGCAAGGCCUCCAAGGAUGGUGUCCGACUGUACGCCACUGUCAUCAGGAAACACAGUGUGCUUCCCAGACACCCCACCUUCAUGUACUGUGGACUGGAAGUGUUCCUUCGUGCCAUGGAGCGACCUGUGGAAAAUCCUGUCGGUCCUCUUGUUGCAGUGGCACGUAUAGUUCCUGACUACCAUAACUACAAAGAGGAUGUCCUGAUGACCUCCCCUCGGUCCGCGAACGUGACCUUGAUGACCGUGACCUUCCCCUCCCCACACCCGUCUUCCUUCAUCGUCCCCCAGAACCAGAAGGGUGGAUAUCCACAGGUGAGCCUAGCAGCCCGUCCUGAUGAGCAGCCAGUCUGGAACCACUCCUACCUGUUCCACCACAGCAGAGACAACGCAACCAUCUUCUCCCCUACCUCUGCACUGGUUAUAGAGUACUACCCUGCCUCAUCAG